AUGCUGUCUGAUGUAAAUUUGGGGGCAAAUGGCACUAAACACAUACAAGUGGACGGGAAGGAGUGGGUUGUAGUGGUGCGCGGGAAAGUGGCAAUCGCGAUGGACGGGCCACUCACUGCGGAGUGGCGUGCGGGCGGGGCGAAGGUACACGCGGCGCGAACGAAAAAGGAGAGGGUGGUUAUGGUGCGAUUCCCUCGGGUCGGCAGUCGCAAGGGUUUAUCACUGGUGGCCGCCUACGCACCAGUACAUGCAGCACCACAGAGGGUGCGGGCGGAGUUUUGGGACCAAAUGACGACGGUGAUGCGGGCCAGUGCCAGUGAUGACAUCGUAGUGGUGGGAGGUGAUUUCAAUGCGGAUGUGGCGGCAAACUCACAUAACGACUGGCCGAGAAUCGUGGGGCGACAUGGUAGUUUGCGAACCAGCCAGGGAGGACGGGAUAUGCUUUCCUGGUGUACACGACAUGGAAUGCUGGUAAUGGACACCUUUUUUGAUCAGCCGCUGAACAAGCGAUUCACUUGGUGGCAUCCAGCACACGGUACGGGACACACCAUUGACCACUUCCUCACGAAAGGUAAUUGCUUUCGGUUUAUUGAUUGCGUGCGCACGGUACAUGCGGAUCGGCGUGGAAACGCGGGGGAACCGUUGGGUAGGUCGGGAAGGUUUCAUAGGGGGCGGGCGGGGGGCAGAGGUGCACAAGGAGGGACGGUACAUUGGGAUGAUUUCACGGAUCAUCUGCCGGUGGAAAUGCAUUGUCACUUCUGGCCGAUGCAAGACCGCAACACUACGCGACAGGAGACUGGACAGGAGAAUAUCGUGUUGCCACAAGUGGAGAAGCUAGCAGUACCAGGAAGGGAAGCCAAGGAGCUGAGGAAAAAAUGGCAUGAACUGUUGCAAAAACGCAUUCGGGAACACAAAGAAAACCAGGGUUACCUGGGAUGGGACGACCUUACGGUCAUGUGUUUGGAAACUAGCAAGGAGGUGUUAGGACCUAGACGGGCAGCGGACAGGCGGCCACAUCUCAAGGGUCAUGAAGCGGAAAACACGCAACUAGAUGUGGAUGUAGCAGAGGCGCUGGCCUGGGUUAGGGACUUCAGAGAGGACAGUCUGCCGAGAGAUGCCAAUAGACAACAAGAACUGUUACGGGCCCAACAACACAGCCGCCAGGUCCGAAAACAUAGGCGUAAGACACGUUUGCGGUGGAAAUGGGAAUGGGUCGAUAGAGUGACGGAAAACCUCAAUAAGGCGAAUCAACAAGGAAACACGAAGGAAGUCUACAGACUGGUCAAACUUCUGGGAGUCAGGCAUGAAGUGACGAAACUACGGGGCUUUCAGGCGACGGUGGCGAAUCCGGAGCAGGAAAGGGAGGAGUGGAAGGAACACUUUCGAAAGCUACAGGAAGGUCGGGAAAUUGCGCAAGAGGAUGUAUGGCAAAAUGUUAUCGGGGGGGAUGAGGAGGCCGGAUGGCUGGGGGAGGCGCCCACGGACGAGGAAAUUACGGCGUGCGGGAUGCAAAUGAAAAACGGAAAGGCAGCAGGCGUGGAUGGGUUCCUAGCCGAGUUUUACAAGUAUGGACCCGAGGAGUUGCGAGAUGAAAUCAAUUCUUGUGUCAGGCAAAUGUGGCAAAAUGCAAAAUCUGCGGUAGCGGGGCAGGAAGCGGCCGAUUGGCCGGAGAGUUGGAAUAAAGGCUUGGUGGUACCACUUUGGAAACAAAAAGGCGAUAAAACAGACAAGUCCACAUGGAGGGGUAUCACGUUGCUCAGCGUAGGGUCCAAGUUGCUUGCACGGGUAGUAGCGCAGAGAGUCCAGGUGUGGAGUGAACCAUGGUUACCGGAGGCGCAGAUGGGAUUCAGGCGAAAUAGAUCGGUGGACGACGCGCUACAAGUUACGCGUAGGCUGGUUGAGGAGGGUACAAGCAGUGUAGAUACCGGCGAGAUCAUGCUAGUGCGGCUAUUUGACAUUGAAAAGGCGUAUCCUCGCGUGAGCAGAGAUUCCUUAUGGCGACUGAUGAAAAUCAAAGGAGCCCCAAAUGAGUUCAUUAGCGUAUGCCAAGCAUUGCAUGAACACACUGAGUAUCAGGUGCGCGUGUAUAAGGGAGUGUCAGCGAUGUAUAAGGUAGACAAGGGAUUACGCGAAGGCUGUCCAUCAAGUCCUCCACUCUUUAAUUGUUACCAUGCUGCUGUCAUGGAAGACUUUAGGGUUCGCAGACAAAUGGAAGCUACGGCGCGAGGACAAACGCCCGGCGUGGCGUGGACGGUCAAGGUGGAUGGGAGACUAGGUCAUGGAUUUCACAGCAGACAGCAUCUGACCAGGAAGGCCCAGGAACAAGUCAUUAGUGAUGUAGGGUUUGCGGAUGAUACCACUCUUGUCGGGGAGGCUGAAGAACUGCGGUAUGCUGAACCACUUUUGGAGCGCACAAUGAAGGAUUGGUGUGAGAAGGUACAUCCGGGAAAAACCGAGGGAUUGCGGCUACAGGGAACAAAGCGCAAAUUAACCGAUGUUCGAUAUAAAGGGGAGCGCGCGGUAGUCAGGCAUGUGGGAGGAAUGCUACAUGAAGAAGGAGGGUCGUAUAAGGAUACUGCACAGAAAAUCGCUCGUGCCAACCUGAAAGUGGGCCAAGUAGCCAAAACUUGGUCUUUUGGGACGCGGAACCAGCAACACAAAAUGCCGUAUACACUACGCAUCAAGAUCAUGAAAGCGGUCAUCAUGCCCACAUUAACUUGCUUUGGGCGAUCCAGAAUGUGGAACCGGGAACACAUCGACCAACUCCAGAGGGUGGUGAAUCAUGCGGUGAGGAGAUGCUUAGGGACGAGGAAACUUUGGAUGCAUAACAAUCAUGUGAAUGGGGACAUGCUGUGUGAAUUCGCCCAAUGGGAACCGUUUGAAUUUACCAUCGCUCGACAAAGUCUGUUUUGGUUAGGACAUGUGGCGCGAAUGGGGUGUGACAGACUGCCCAAGCAGGCGUUGUUUGGGUGGUGGAAAGGACACAACAUUAAGCAACAUCCGCACAUACGUCAGCAGCAGUGGCUUCAGUACCUUUUGGCACAGAUACAGGUGGCUGAGCUUGACUGGUUUCGAAUCGCUCAAGACAGGGAGGAAUGGAAGAAAGUCGUUUUGACGGCAUUUCCAAUCACGAAGAGUGAUCGGCAGCAUGAAGUAAGAGUGAAUGCGUGGGAACCGGGUUUGGGACCUCCGCCAGGGUGUGUUGGUAGGUUUCAUCGGGAAAGACGCAAACGAGCGAGGGUGAUGGUUAAAAACGCGCAGACGAAUCAAUUCGAUUGUCCUGUCUGCGGACAGGGCUUUGCGAAGAGCAACAGUUUGGUGGCGCACUAUGUGGAACACCACGCGGUGGCGGAUCCUGAUAAGAUGACGGUAGAUGUAUAUGGGUGCGAGGCGUGUGGGCAGUAUUGGCGCAAUGAGAAGCGACGGCGUACACAUGUCUGCCCGGCGAAUCCGGUGCGAAUCUCGAAUGCUGACAGGAGAUCACUACCAAUCCGCUUCAGCUCUUUGGUUCAAGUGCUUUUGAAGCUGCCCCGUGCCACCAUGACGGACCGCGGAGGCCAGAAGCGAAAGGUGGAAGACCUAGCGAAGGGUUUGUCGGAGAUGAAGGCCACUCAGCAGCAGCAACAGCAGCAGCUCGACAACCUGACAACCCGAGUCGACCGCAUCGAGAAAUCGACGUCGCUAGUGGUGGAGUUUUCGAACCAGGUGGAGGCGGUUUACAAAACCGCUGAGGAAACCAGAGACUUUAAGAACCUUGCAAAGCAAGCGGCAGAAGCGUUGUGUGCAGAGUUGGGUCCUAAAAUCAACAUGCCGUAUCCGUUACCUAGCACGACGCCUGAGCAGUGGCAGGCUGAGGAGGAAGGGCGUCCGCCCUUGACAGUAUGUACUACGUGGUGGGCCUUUGGCACUGCGUUGCUAGUGGGCACACGCUUCAUUCUGCCGAACAAGCUCCGCUCGACUCGUGAUCCGAACACCAAUCAACGCGUGAGGGCUCCGGGACACUUCCUGUUUAAGCUGGAAUUCGGAGAUUUGUCGUUCGCUGUGCAACGAGCCCUGCAGGCAGGACUCGGCGCACACAUCAACCAGAGUAAUCGAGAACGCCGCGAGGCCGGCGAGGGAGACCAACUGACGGUUUUUGUGCAUCGUACGGCAGAGGAGCAGAAUCGUAGAAAUCGUCGCAGCAACGAGGUAAACAACAACCAAGGUCAAGGUAAAAACCGAGGCUUUGGAAAGGGAGGAGGUGGGCGCCGCGGUCGAGGCCGUGGCAGGGGCCGGCAGUAG
This is a messenger RNA of Symbiodinium sp. CCMP2592, 4281 nucleotides long. NCBI's taxonomy places the organism in Eukaryota, Dinophyceae, Suessiales, Symbiodiniaceae. The record is from the annotation of a GenBank genome assembly.